CGCAGCGGGCUGGGACCCGGCCAUUCCUGCUCGCCCGGCCCAGUGGGUGCCCCGCCGCCGGGAGCCGCGCCGGGUCCCGCGGGUCCCCGGGGAGGCCAGCGCCCGCCACGCCGAUGCCGACGGAGCCGCGGGGAGCCCGCCGCCGCUAGACCCGCAGGUCCGCCCGCCCCGCGCCCGGCGAUGCUCACGGCCGUCUGCGGCGCCCUGGGGAAGCAGCCCCCCGACGCCGCCCGCGCCUCCCCCGGCCCCCUGGACCUGCCGCCGCUGCCGCCCUUCCAGCCCCCCGGCAGCGCCGCGCCGGGCGCCGACUUUGCCUCCCCGCCGCCCCCGCCGCCCCCCGAGGCCGCCUUCCCGGCCGCCGGCGCCUACGAGCCCCAUGCGCGGCUAGAGCUGCCCGCCGGCCCCCCCGGCCCCUACGCCAAGCUGCUGCAGGCGGCCCCGGACAUGGCGCAUCCCUACGAGCCCUGGUUUCGGCCGCCCGGCCCCGCCGGCGAGGACGGCACCGCCGCGGGCUGGUGGGACCCGCACGCCGGCGCCGGCUGGAUGGAGCUGCCGCCCGGGCCGGGGGGGCUGCAGGUGCCGGGGCCCCCGGGGCUGCCGGCGGCGCUGGCGGGCUACGGCGCGGGCGACCCGCCGCUCUGCGGCCCCCCGGCCCACCUGCUGCCGCCGCCGGCGGAGGGGCCGGCCGAGGCGCCGGAGGGGCCGGCGGAGGCGCGGGGGGCCGAGGCGGAGGGCGGCGGGCGGCCCAAGGGGGGGCGGCGCGGGGUGCCGCGGGGCGGGGGGCAGGCGGCCUGCCGCUGCCCCAACUGCCAGGAGGCGGAGAGGGGGGGCGGCGGCGGCGGCGAGGGCGCCCGGCGGCGGCACCUGCACAACUGCCACAUCCCCGGCUGCGGCAAGGCGUACGCCAAGACCUCGCACCUCAAGGCCCACCUGCGCUGGCACAGCGGCGACCGGCCCUUCGUCUGCAACUGGCUCUUCUGCGGCAAGCGCUUCACCCGCUCCGACGAGCUGCAGAGACACCUCCAGAGCCACACGGGCACCAAGCGCUUCGGCUGCCCCGCCUGCGGCCGCGUCUUCCUGCGCGCCGACCACCUCAGCAAGCACCUCAAGACGCACGACGGCCCCAAGGACGGCGGCCGGGCCCAGGGCGCGGGCGACGCGGCGGCCGGAGCCCCGGUGCAGCCCGAGGCCGCCGGUGCCGCCCCCACAAACUGAGCCGCCGGCGCCCCGCGGCCGGACCCCCCCGCCGCCGCCGCUGCCGCCGCCACGCCGGAGCCGGUGAUGCCGGAGGUGGGAGGUCCCGCGCGAAGCCCACCGAGACGCCCCGGUGCCGGAGGGUUCCCGCGGCCGGGAGCGCCGGAGCCGCCCCGGGCGGUUUCACUUGUCACCCUCCCUCUCCGGCGCGGCCCCCCCCAUCCUCCCCCGGCUUCCCGAACCUUUUUUUUCGGGAGGCUGCUGGCAGGCGCCGGGGCUGUUUGGGAGCGACAUCAAUCGCCUCCGAAGGUGCGGGCGCUGCCCGGGCACGUCCGGCCCGAGGGGGAGGAAGGCGAGGGAGAGAGAGAGAGCGAAACCGUGAGCCCUCGCCGGGGAGUGGGGGGCUGCUGCCCCCCAGCCCCGGGGGGCCCGGCCCCCUCCCCAAGCAUCCCCGGGGGCCAUGGACCAGCUCGGCCUUGGGUCCCACCGUGGCGCUUUAGCCACCCGUGAGGUUUCGGUGCCGGCGGGGGGGGGCAGCACCCGUGGGGCUGGCAGGCGGCUCCUGCCCCAUGGGGGUCCCACAUUGAGCCCCCCCCUUCUGCCAGGCUUGGGGGUGGGAUCCUCCCUCCCGUUUUUGGCCCAAAUAGAGGCCCGAGAAACAGCGCCCGGGAGCCGGGGAGGGGGAUGCUGUGCCGCGGGGGCCGGCGGGGGGACCCAUGCCGGGGCGGUGGGGGGCCGGGGCGCGGGGGGGCCGGGGGCCGGGCCGCCUCCCGGCGCGGUUGCCCAAGCCGCACACCUGCUGCUUUCCCACGCCCACCGCCCGCCGCGGCCCCGGGCGUGAAGCGCGCGGCGGCCGCGGCCCCGGGAGAGCCAGCGCGGCCGCAUUCCUCCACCCGGCCCGGCCCGCCCCCACCCCGGGGCCCCGGCGUCCCCGCAGACCCCAUAUCACCAGCGCGCCCCACUUGUCCUCCCCGGGGACCCCAUAGCUCCAGCUGCCCCCCCGUGCAUGCUGUACGUCCCCCCCGGGACCCCCCAGCCAUCCCUCCGCGGGGACCCCCUCCCUGGUCCCCAUGUCUUCCCUCCCCUGGGGACCCCUUGGCCAUCCCCUACCCCAGGGACCCCCCAGCUGCCCUUCACCCCCACAAUGCUCCGGUUUUGGGACCUUUUGGGUUUUUUUCCCCUCCAAUUUUGACUGAACCCCUUGGAAAAAGGAGACGAUGAACCUGGGGCCGGGGCUGGGGGGCAGAGGUGGUGGUGGGGGGGGGCACAGCCCGCCCCACUGCCCACCCCAGCCGACCGCGGGUGGGAAUCCGGGGAGGGGGGAGGUCUGGGGGGGGCCGAUUUCCCGGGGUGGGAGCCCAUUUCCCAGCAUGGCCCCAUUCCUGGGGGCUUCGGGGGGGCCGCGGCCAGGUCUGCGCAGGCUGCCCGCGUCGAAUCGACCGACGGGCUGCAGAGGGGAGGGUGGAGGCGGUGUCGAGGGGGGGGUCUGUGCCCAGAGGGGCUCCCCGAAGCCUUUGUUUUUGACUGUUGUAGUAUUAUUAUUAUUAAUAAUUAUUAAUUAUUAUUAUUAUUAUUUUAUUAAGGUGAAGCCAGGCUUUGCCACUCGGGCAGGGUGGAUGGUUCGGGCUGAAGCUGUAUUUGUGGGCCUCUUUGGUGGGGGGGGCAGGACCCAUCGCAGGGCCCUGUCCCCGUCCCGCGUGGGGCUGAGCCAUGGGGCCGAUAGCCGUGGGGCCGAUAGCCAUGGGGCUGAGCCGUGGGGAAACGCAGGGAGCCCACGGGCGGCCGGAGAGACCCGGUGCAGGGCGAAGUCUCGCUGGGGGGGUCGCAGGGCUGCGUCCCCUCCCUGGGGAUCCGGGUGACCCGGGCUGCCCGCAGCUCUCGAAGGAAGUCCCCAACUCCAGCGUUUACCGUUUCCAGCACAAAAUUCCCAACUUUGUGCACCCCAGCGAGACCCCCCCCCGUGCCUGCGGUGCCUCCGGCCCCCCCGAGCCCUGGGUCCCCCCGGGCGCAGCCAGCUCCGCACCCGGCUCGUCCCCAAAUGAUUUACCGGCAAACCCGGGCCGCGGGGUGGGGGCCGUGGGGGCUGCGCCGGGUCCCCCGCGGGGGCCGGGACCGGGCGUCUCGCCCCGGCGGGGGGACGCCACGUCGGGCCGCGGCCGGGGGCAGGUUUUCGGGGCGGGGGGGGGCCCUGCCUCCCGCCGAUGGGGCAAGGCAGGCUGCAGAACCGGGCGGGGAGGGCCCGCGGCCGGCCCCCACCCGCCGAAACCAGUCCAGCCUGCUGCGGCGCGGGGCUGCCCGCCCGCGGCCCCGAGCCGCCUCCCCGCGCACGGAGAAACCCGCCCGGCCGCUGCGGGGGCGGCGCCGCGGCCCCCCCGGGGUCCCGGCUGCGGGGGCCCCGGCGCUGCCGCUGCCGUCGGGGCGCCCCGGCGAGGAGGCGCUGGCGGCGGCGGCGGCUGCGCGGGGAGCGGCGCCGGGGCGGUCGCUUCGCGGGGGGGUUUCGUGUUUUGUACUGUAAUAAACCGUGUGUUUUCCACGC
Molecule: messenger RNA, 3730 nt
Organism: Dromaius novaehollandiae (emu)
Lineage: Eukaryota; Metazoa; Chordata; Aves; Casuariiformes; Dromaiidae
Gene: SP6
Product: Sp6 transcription factor
Exons: 2
Coding region: 181-1215 (344 amino acids)
Biological process (GO): regulation of transcription by RNA polymerase II
Molecular function (GO): RNA polymerase II cis-regulatory region sequence-specific DNA binding; DNA-binding transcription factor activity, RNA polymerase II-specific
Source: RefSeq, a predicted model, not a curated record